UAGGACCGUCGACGAGUCGCAGCCCGUCCAGUGAGUCGGACGGACGAGUGGCGUCCACGAUGCUCGCGGUGAUGCUGCCGUUCGCCGCCGUCGCGGCGUGCUUCCUGGUGAGCUUCCCGGACCCGGUCCGGGGGCAGCUGCAGGACCCGGUCGUGAGGAUCGAGCACGGUGAAGUGAUCGGGCGGUCGCUGAGGGUCAGCGACGGCGCGACGAGAGAGGUGUUCGCGUUUCAGGGCAUUCCGUACGCUCUGCCGCCGACGGGGAACAGGCGCUUUGCCAGCCCGGAAGCGCAUCCCGGCUGGUCGAACCCCCUGAUCGCGAGUCAAUCCGGGGCCCCCUGCCCCCAGCUGGGGGGGACCCGGGGCCCCGCCAACGUCCAGCCCAAGGAGGACUGCCUGUACCUCGACGUCUACACGCCCCAGCUGCGGCGGGGAUUCGCGGGACUGCCGGUCGUCGUCCUGCUGGCUGGGGAACUCUUCGAGACGGGGUCGGCCGCCUCGACGCCCGGAACGGACUUGGCCGCGAACGACGUCGUCGUCGUGCUGCUUAACUAUCGGCUCAACGUGUUCGGUUUUCUGAGCCUCGAGAAUCCGUUGGCGCCCGGGAACGCCGGUCUGGAGGACCAACGCCUCGCGUUGCAAUGGGUCCGAACGAACAUCGAGCACUUCGGAGGCGACACGACUCGGAUCACCUUGAUGGGUCAUUCGGCCGGAGCAGCCUCGGCCAUGUUUCAUCUCCUGGCACCCCAAUCCCAAGAUCUGUUCGACCGGCUGAUCCUGAUGAGCGGGUCGGCCCUGAGCCCCUGGGCCCUGAGCAGCCGACCCCGCGACUACGCCCGCGACCUGGGCCGUCGCCUCCGGUGCUCCACCGGGCCGGACCCCAUGCUCCUGCAGUGCAUCCGGUCCCGCAGCGCCGAGGAGGUCCUCGCCGCCUUCCAGUCGCAGCGAUCGGACUCGACGCUGAGGCAGCACGGAGCGCUGUACGGCCCCGUGAUCGACGGGCCGAACGGUCUGAUCCCCCGGCACCCCGAAGAAGCUCUUCGCCUCGGGAGAUUCCCCCGCAUCCCCAUCCUCAUCGGAUGCUCCAAAGACGACGGAUCCAUCAUGCUCUGGUUAGGUUUAAAAACGGAUCGGUCGGUCGAGCGACUCGAUGGAAAUGCGGCCCUUCCAGAUUACCACGGACUGAGUCGGAACCGGAACGAGCGGGAACUCCGGACGUUCAUGGAGCUGAGCGGGAUCCCCGGGGUGCUGGAGGCGAUGGGGAUCUCGGAGCACGCGACGCCGGCGGGGCUGCCGACGGUGCUGCUGCUCUAUCUCUACGGGAUCGACGGGAAGGCGAACAGGGAUGCCACGUUCAGGGGGAUCGUGCAGUUUUACACGGAUGCGUAUUUUCAAGUUCCCGUUUCCAUGGCGGUGCCGUAUCUGGCGAGGUCCGAUCAGCUUUUCCUCUAUCUCAACGACUUUCCCUCCUUCGGUGACAUCUACGGCAACGCGGCCAACUUCUCAGGAAGCCUUCACGGAGCGGAGCUGCUGUACUUAUUGUCGCCGAGCCUGUACCAGGAGACCCAAGGCCGCCGGAUGAGCCGGGAGGAGGAUCAGUUCGCGAAGGAGCUCAAGCGGAUGUGGACCGAGUUCUCCAGAUCUGGGAACCCAACACCGUACUUCUCCCCGGACGCCAAGACGUGGGACCCCUACGACCCCCUCCGCCCCACGAAGAUGAUGCUCGGCUCCCGCCGGAUGGAGGAUUCCUCCUCGGAGGAACGGCAGGUGUCGCUCUGGUCGCACGUCCUCCGCCAGGUGGCCAAGGCUGCCACCACCCCCUCGCCCUGGCUCCACUCCACCCCGCUCUUCACUCCGAGCCCGGAGUCCCAGAUCGAGGGGGAGCCAUAUCGAGCGGCGAUGUGGGUGCUGGUGGCCUGCGUCCUGGUGCUCCUCAUCCUCCUCGUCGCGUCGGGGAUCUGCAUAAGCCGGCGGCGGAAGCACGAUCUCACCGCCACGGCUCACCUUCGGCCUUUCCGCUACUGACAAUCAGCGGCCUGUUCCCUCCACCCUCCGUCGUACCGGCUCAGCAAGGAGUACUUCUGAGUCCGGGGAUGCAUCCGACAGAGUCGGGGGAACAGGCCGGAUCCGACAGUACGCUUCCGUCUGCAGGGGAUCCACUUUCGCGGUUCGUGUCGGUCGAGACACGUUCCAGACGACUGAUGCUUACGACACACCUUGUACCUGCACGAAUCUGGUCUCUGGAACAUGCGUGAAAGGAGUGAGAAUGUCUGUUGCCAGUGUUCAUAAGUUCCGAGAGACACUCCCUAUUUAUACGCCUCCCAAUGAGUGGAAGAAAUAUUUUUUCAUCAUCCAUGUCGAGAAGGUCCUUAUAUGCAUUUUAAAAGUGGAUUCAGCCGCAUGUCAUGUGCACGUGAGUAGAAUUGGAAAUAUCGAUACCAGACGCGAGAUAACAGAGCUCUCAACCCAGAGCACUUGUGAGACAAUGUUCUUAAUUCCAUUCCAAAUAAAGUUUGCACAUAAGGUUCCACACUAUUCUUGUCAUCCCCUGAAACAGCAAGAGAAAGCGAAUAUAAUUUUUUUUUCACCACA
Messenger RNA from Darwinula stevensoni, 2591 nucleotides. NCBI's taxonomy places the organism in Eukaryota, Metazoa, Arthropoda, Ostracoda, Podocopida, Darwinulidae. The record is from the annotation of a GenBank genome assembly.